AUGGGAUCUCGUGUGUAUAUCACAUCUCUGCUCCUCAGUUCUUCGCUCGUCUAUGCCUUUUCUCCCGCGAUUCGCGCCGACACCAAUCGUGAUGGAGUAGUGGACCUGGAUGGCAACACGGAUGCUGUCGACAAAGACUUAUGGUCCGAGGACCAUGGUGCUAUCUUCCUGCCUAAUAUCGGAGAUGCCAAAGGCAGGUGUCACUUCAGGGACCGCAGAGACCAAGACCUUAGCGACAUUGAGCUGGCCAGCUGCAACGAUGCCUCGGGAGAUACUCUGAUCACGCCAGAGUACCUUGCACCGCUCCGCACGGUGCCCAUCCAUGACAUUGGCAGCAACGCAACGGCACAUGUUGCUGCAGAUCCAUCCCCUUACGUGCGAAUCUUUUGGAAACACGGCUCCGAAUGGAUCUACAUCGAUCCCGAGUUCAUCUUCAACGCCACUGCCAUCCGGACCGGCCUAGAGUUGGGAAUCGAUUCCCGAGCCCUUGUUACGGACUCUGACGUCUGGAACGGCACUGCUCGAGUCUCCUUCACUGUCACGGAGUCCAACACCACCAAAACUGACCAUGUUGCGCUCAAGCUUGCCCCGGUCCUCCUCCACCAUCACCUUCAGCCAGCUCAACGACUUAUCAGCGUUCUUGGGAAUGACUCUACCAAGGCCCAGCAUCGGUUCAUUAGGGAGCUCGAUGCAGCCAAGCAAAAGGCCGGAUUGAACACUCCCCUGACUUUGCUCGGUUCCAGUGAUGAUUGGUGGGCACAGGAUAUUAUGGAACCUGCAUUUGCCAGCAUGCCAGGACCAAAUGGCCCCAUCUCCAUCCGUGUCAUUCUCCGUACAGCCCAAGAAUCCCGUCCGGCUGGCCGACAGGUCUUCACCCAACUCCGUGGCAAAGGUAUCGGUGGUUUUCUACCUGUCGGAAGUGGAGUUCUAGGACGUCGAGAGAUCAAUUCAGGCGGCAACAUCGAGACAAUCCCGCCGUAUACCAGCAAAAAAACCGGAAAGCACUAUCCACUUGGCCGGAUCUUGACUGGACAGCAUUUUGAGGAGAAGCAUUCAGAAGCGAUGAUGAAGUUUUUCCGGGCCCAACGGUUGCAGGAUCCCCUCGUCAUUGAAGCCGGUUGGCUAGCGGUUGGACAUGUUGACGAGUUCAUCUCGUUCUUGCCGGCAGAUAACGAGCUGGGGUUUACUAUGGCCGUUUCGGACCCGGUAGCUGGAUUCAAUGUCCUCCUUAAAGCCAACGAGAGCGGAUAUGGGACGGUGGAUGCUUACAGCGCGAACCUACAGGACCGCACACCUCCUCAAGGUGCUGAACCACGUUUGAACUGGACAAUCGGUCAAGUCGUCUCUGAUGAAGUGGUUCUGCAUGCCACAGUCCGGGCUCAGAGAAAUAUUGAUUCGGCCGUGCACGUUCUCCUCGAAGAGACUGGUUUGACCAAGGAAGAUUUAAUUUAUAUUCCUCACCUCUUCACUGACGGUGAAUUUUCAGGGCCUGGACACACAAAAAGCCGCGAUGGUCUUCCUCCCCACAUGUCGCCACCCAAGGAAGGCGAAUUCAAUGUUGCCUCUUUCUUCCCAGCCUCCAUCAACGGGGUAGUGCUAGGCAACCAUUUCAUUUGCGCUCGAGCAUUUGGCCCUGUUAUCGAUGGAAAAGAUAUCUUUCAGGACGCUGUUGAGAAGGCCUUCCGCAAGUCAAAUAUGACGGUACAUUUUAUUGAUGACUUUUGGUCUCACCACAUCAAUGGUGGCGAUGUUCACUGUGGUUCGAACACACUGAGAGACACGGCCGUGUCAUGGUGGAGUCAGCAGUGA
Molecule: messenger RNA, 1809 nt
Organism: Aspergillus chevalieri
Lineage: Eukaryota; Fungi; Ascomycota; Eurotiomycetes; Eurotiales; Aspergillaceae
Product: protein-arginine deiminase domain-containing protein
Exons: 1
Coding region: 1-1809 (602 amino acids)
Cellular component (GO): cytoplasm
Molecular function (GO): protein-arginine deiminase activity; calcium ion binding
Source: RefSeq, a predicted model, not a curated record